CCACAGCGGAAGCUCAGUACACCUGAAAUUAUCUGGAGCUUCUGCAGUGCUGAGGGCAGGGAGAUCACACACUCCUUGGGAGGGCCAUCAAGCUGCCAACACAAAAGUAGUUUUCUGGAGGAGAGUGGUGCACCCCUGGCUGGCUUGGAUUAAGGGCUGAUAAGGGUUAACAGUGUUUGCUCCUCUCUCCAUCUCACCCCCUCCUCCUCACUGUGCAUUUCAGUCCCAGACCCCGGGCAGGCAGUGCUGGGAUUAGGCUGCAGGAGCAGUCUGGCUGACACUCGGUGCAGAGCAGCGUCCCGGGCUCCGCAGCCAGCACAGCCCGACUGCUGCACAGCUCCAGCAGAGCAAGAGCUGGAGCAACAACCACCAGGGCUCAGGAGACUGCAGAACUGGGCAACUUUAAAACAACCUUUGAAAACACACAGCUGAAGAAAAUACCAAAAUCCUGUUGUAUUUUUUUAUUUUAUUUUAUUUUUUAGUUUUCUUGAAGGACCACGAGCAUUUAAGUUGCUAUGUCUGCUCAGGAGCCAUAUGGAAAAAUCAGUUCUGUCCUGUUAAACUGGUUGCACAGUUUUGAUUUUCAUCUGCCUACAGAGAUCUGAAAAGUCUAUGUUCUUUUAUGCUUUUUUGGCAAAGAAAGCGAGUGCUCUGAGGAUCAUCUAGCCAGGAACACAAUAGAAGAAAAGCUGAGCUCCUGUGGUAUCAAUGUGGCUUGCAAGAUCCUGUCAUUUAAGCACCAGGAAGACUUUUUAAAAUCCACUCCAAAGCACAGAGCAACUCAGAUUCCACUGUCAAAGUACUGAAGAUGUCCUGGUUCUGGAUUUACCUUCCUCUCCAUCUUCUCACAGCGACUUCUUUGUGCCAUUCUAUAAAAGCACCCACCACCAGUUCCCAACAGAGCUUCAAGACCAAUCUCUUCAGUUUCUACCACUCCCUGAUACUUGCAGAUGGUAAGGAAACUACAAUUCACCUGCUGAAGGAUAUACCCAAAAGGUACUACUUUGUUUUGGAAGAGGGCAGGGUCCUUGCCCCUUUCUCAAUAACUGUGACGCCCUGUGAUGUUCCCAUUGAAUGGAGCAUACUUGUGUACAAGUCUCCACCAGGAAAAACAACACCAGGUGACCAUGAUACACAAGAGAUCUCCAAAUCUCAGAAGGCUUCAAGCAUGGUGUCCACUAUCUUCAACUACAAGGGAAAUUCUGUAGAGACUUACAUGGGAAUGUCUUCCCAUUCUGCCCUUUACCUGCUCGAGUUCUUAUCCACCGAGCGAGACACACACAUUACCGUGUACUUAACAACUGACACCACCUCUGGGCACCUCUACCCAGAGCUUCCCAUGGACCCACGCAUAGAUGUCAUUGGCAUCGGCCAUACAACAGUGACUCUGGCCUGGAAACACAGCCCUUCUGUCUUGCAGCACAGGGAAAGCAUCCAGUACUGUCUCCUAGUUAAUGAAAAGCACAAUUAUAAGAGCUUGUGUGCUGCUGAGACAGCCAUCAGGUCCUCUGGAAUGAAGCUGCCCCCCACACUGGCUCUGUCCCUCUCUCCAUACCUUCUUGAGCCACAGCAGGUGAUGAUAUUGUCCAACAGCGAACUGAGCAUCAUCAACAAAGUGAGCAGUGGGGAAGUCAGGCAGGUGUGCAUGGGCACCAAGAACACUUACACAGUGCCCAAUCUCAGCCCCAGCACUCAGUAUUACUUUGAUGUUUUUAUUGUCAAUCUCCUUACAAAUGCCAGCGCCGCAUACACUGGGACAUUCGCCAGGACCUUAGAAGAACCUGAACCCAAGGUGACAGAGCUGAAAGAUGGCAAAGUGGUUCAUGUGGUCCUGGAUGGGAAAAAGCAGAAAUUCUACAGUCUGCAGUACCAGGCGAGGCACAAGAAAAUCCAUUUCACCUUUCAGCUGUGUCAGGGCCAAAUACGGGUUCACAUAGCAAGAAAUGGCAAAACAGUGGCAUCAGAAAAUCUCUCUGGGCUGAGGUAUUUCUCCCUGAAGGGAAAGCCACUGGACACCUAUUUGGUGCAGCUGAGGUCCACAGAGGAAUCUAACUCUUCUGUGAAGGUACUGGCAUCCCCCCAUUUCCACAAGCCCUUAUUUCCACUUCUUCCAGAGAGCUUAAAAAUCAAGUCCUUCAGUAAACUGAGAACAUGCAGGUCUGUGACCAUUGCCUGGCUGGGAACACAAGAGGAGAGCAAGUACUGUGUGUACAGAAAAAGGAUUGAAGAGGAUCAGAUCUGGAGGGAACUGCAGAGUGCAGACAGGUGCUCUGGGCCUGAAUCUCGGCACAAAUCAGAGAAAGUGCUGUGCAAGUACUUCUAUGAUCUAAACCUCCAGCGAGCCGUCACCACAGAGACCAUCAAAGGGCUGGAGGCAGGGACAUUCUACUUGUUUGAUGUUUAUCUCUUUGGGCCAUCUGGCAUCCCUGUCAGGUAUCACAGCAAAGUUGUGAAGACUAGGAAAAAAUGUUGAAGGAUUUUAGGGGAAGUUUUGAAGUGAGCGAAUGAAGAUCAUUAUCAAAAUCUACACCAAUCCAAGUCAAAAUCCCUGCAGUUUGAGCUAACAAAUUCAACAAAAAUAAAAAAUUUAAAGCCAUAAGAUGCUACAGCAAAACACACCUUGGAUGAUUACACUUCUCUCCUGUGCAAAGUGGGGUGUUUUUUUUCCUUCCCUAUCUCAUUAAAAACAGAGCUGUGAAACAAACUCAUACACAUGGAAAUUGAAUGGCCCAGGAGUACUAAUGAGAAAUAGAUUAGUUACCUAAAAUGCUUCUGAAAUACAGCGCAGAAGUGAUGGGGAAAUACUUCACACACAUCAUUUUCAAGUCCCUGAGAGUUUUCCACUUUCCCUAACUCAUGCAGCUAAUGAGGAACUGAGAGACCCCACAAAUCAGACUGCUCUUGAGAAACAGAUUCCUCACUGCUUGAAGAAGAAAGGAGACAAAAAGAAAUUGAAAAAGCAGUGGAACUGAUGUAUAGCUCCACACACUGAGUAAAGCAGGUUGCACUACAUCUUCCCCUAUUACCUGCAUGCUUGCUUGGUUUCAUGCCUACAGACAAACUGUGCUUGGUUAGAAAUAGACAAAAUUCCAGCCAGUAACUGGCUCUGGAUCUGGCUUUUCUGGGGAGUGUUCAAAUACACUGCUGGGCUACUGCCCAUGGAGGAAAGCAGCAACUGAGGAAUCUUGCCAUAGAAAUAUUCAUCACCUAUAGCCUCUGAUAUCAAGCCCGUGUCUAUGACUCUGUCCCCUGACUGUAAUAUAUUCAUUCUUUGCAUCCUUAAGCCAGCCUAUAUCAAUGACUAUAUUGCUUUGAGAAAAAUUAAGUGUGGUUUUCCUACUAAAUAUCAUGGAAGGAAAAUAUUUGUAGUAAAAAUUCUGACAAAUA
Parus major (Great Tit) is the source of this 3387-nucleotide messenger RNA. RefSeq names its product protein NDNF-like. NCBI's taxonomy places the organism in Eukaryota, Metazoa, Chordata, Aves, Passeriformes, Paridae. The coding region runs from base 809 to 2473 and encodes 554 amino acids. The record is from RefSeq and is a predicted model, not a curated record. Gene Ontology annotation, biological process: extracellular matrix organization. Gene Ontology annotation, molecular function: protein binding. The transcript has 5 exons.